GGCACUGCCAAGCCAUUACUGCUCUUGCUUGGCACUGGCACUGUUGAGUGAUCGUGAUGUGCUUUGUGGUCUUUACUGUUUGAUUGCUGAUAAGUGGGACCUUCCAUAAGCUUAAAGUAGUUUAGUAAUGGAUAUAGGCCUGUGGAAUUAUCAUAAGAAAAUUAUCUCAAGGAAAUUAUAUAAUGAGUGAUAAAGUAUAGAGAAGGUAAUGCAGAUUGAUGAAACUUUUCAAAGGAUGAAAGAGUGAUUUCUGGCAUACCCCAAAAACGUGAAGCAAAACACCAUUCAUAGUAAGAAAUAAGAAAGAGGAGAAAAAGAAACAAUUACCACACCUUGAAAAAUCACUAAGGAUUAGGAAGACAUGUCCAGCGUGAGAUGGGGAGCGCGUUCCCUGCGCAGACUGCUCUCUGUGCGCAACGGGAAGACUGCUACUGUGAACGGUGUGUUAUGCUUGCGUGUCAUUGGUCGUGAACCCCAGAGAUGCUCCCUGGUGUUCGCCCGUCCCAUCUCCACCUGCAUUUCACUCUGCCAGUCCUCCGCUGGGCCGCCAACGGAUGGGAGUGGGGGGGGCGAUGAUGGUAAUGACAAGGAUGCUCAGAGCAAGAAAAGCGAGAAGAACCAGUUAUGUUGUCCCAAGUGCGGUGAUCCUUGCACCCAUGUGGAGACCUUUGUUUCCUCGACACGGUUUGUGAAGUGUGAGAAAUGUCAUCACUUCUUCGUGGUGCUGUCAGAGGUGGACUCCAAGCGCAAGCAGAAGGAAAAGCGAGAUGACCCCAAAACCUCCUUCAGUCGCAGACCGCCUCCUCCACCAAAGAAGAUCUAUGAGUACCUGGAGAAUCAUGUGGUGGGACAAGAGCGUGCCAAAAAGGUGCUGAGUGUGGCAGUUUACAACCACUACAAGCGCAUCUUCCACAACAUACCCCAGACCAAGUCAGAGCCCCUGCACCUGGACACAGCCACCAUCCCGCAGGGCCUCACCAACAGGGGUAGGGACCUCUUGCACAUUGCCGGCAUCAGCCAAAGCCAUGCGCUGGGGGUCAGUGGCUUCCAGAACAACGAUCAGGGACAGCAGGGGGGACAACAGGGGGGGCAGGGGGGCCAGACCCUAGACCAGCAGACCUCAAAGCGGCCUGUCACCAGCAGCAACAAUUUGCAUGGAUCAGACAUAUUGGAUGCGACCACACACAUGCUCCGGCUGGAGAAGAGCAAUAUUCUUCUCUUGGGGCCAACUGGUUCAGGCAAGACCCUCUUAGCCCAGACCAUAGCCCAGUGCCUAGAUGUCCCCUUUGCCAUCUGCGACUGCACCACGCUCACCCAAGCUGGCUAUGUUGGUGAGGAUAUUGAAUCUGUCAUUGCCAAGUUGCUGCAGGAUGCCAACUAUAAUGUGGAGAAGGCCCAGACAGGCAUUGUAUUCCUUGAUGAGGUGGACAAGAUUGGUGCAGUCCCAGGGAUACACCAGCUGCGUGAUGUAGGGGGGGAGGGGGUCCAGCAAGGCAUGCUCAAGAUGCUGGAGGGCACUAUUGUAAAUGUACCCGAACGCAAUUCCCCGCGUAAGCUCCGAGGUGAGACAGUCCAGGUGGACACAACCAACAUCUUGUUUGUAGCCUCAGGAGCCUUCAAUGGGCUGGAUCGUGUUGUGUCCAGGAGGAAUAAUGAGAAGUUUCAAUACCUAGGCUUUGGUAUUGGGGGCCAGUCUGUAGGCCGUCGGGCAGCGUCGCAAGCUGACGUAGCACACCAGACAGCCAGCACAGAUGCUGAGGAGGACAACCAGGAGAAGGAUGCACUGCUAUCAAAGGUGGAAGCCAGGGACCUCAUUGAAUUUGGCAUGAUCCCGGAAUUUGUAGGGCGUUUCCCUGUUAUUGUCCCUUUCCACUCCCUGACGGCUGCCAUGCUGGUCCGGAUCCUUACCGAGCCCAAGAAUGCACUUGUGCCACAGUUCCAGAUGCUUUUUGGGAUGGACAAGGUUGAACUUGCCUUCACCCCAGAUGCCAUGGAGGCCAUUGCACACAUGGCAAUGGAGAGGAAGACAGGUGCAAGAGGCCUACGCUCCAUUAUGGAAAACCUCCUCCUUGAUGCCAUGUUUGAGAUUCCUGGCUCAGACAUCGUGAGUGUACAUGUGACUGGCGACUCAGUUAGAGGGGAUGCGGCUCCCAUCUUUGUCCAUGGCCAGCCACUCCCAACUGAGGAUGACCAGGAGGAGGAGCAAGCAUUAGCUCAGGCCAAGUAAGAGAGAACUUUGAAGGCUGGCUAACUGGUUGGAGAAGAAGAGAUGGAGGAGAGCAGCCAAAGAGGCAGCAGAGGAGCAAGAGGAUGAAGAGGAAGAGAGUAGGGGGAGAGGAAAGAGGAAAGGAAGAGAAGGAGGAAGAACUUCAGCAGGACUAAGAAGAGGGAAGGGGUGAUCCACAAGACUUCGGCCAAUGACAGGAGAGACUCAGAAACCUGAUCUUCCUCUUAGCUCAAGACAGGGAAGAGGACUAAGCCAUUCCUCAGGGUUGUUUGGCAUUAAUCUUUCCUUCAGAUGAGGCUGAGGAUAGAGAGAAAUGUAGCGACUGAGACAGAGGGAGAAAGAAAGACAGAGGGGAGACAGACAGACAGAUUUACCUAAAAGACAUGUUAAGGAAGACAGUUGGGAUUAAUACUGUUAAAUGCAUGUCUUACCAUCAUUUUUCUUUAUUUUCUUUAUACAUAAAAAAAAUUAUGGAAGGUAGCAAGUAUUUUAUAAAGUUGUGUACCUUCAUAUCAAGAACCAGCUGCAAAGGAACUGUGAUAUACAAGAUGCCUAAUUGCAGUGAAAUCAACAGUUUGAAUAGUUUUCUGUUUGGGUUUGGGUUUUGUAGAGAAUCCAUGUGUUCAACAAAAAUUAGACGUCUUAAUAUUUUGUACAAAAUAGUAAGGUGUAUAUAUGAGUUUGUAAAAUAUUCAGUAAGGUGAGUACAAUUGCAGUUCAAUUAUUUAUAAUGUUAUUAUUAUUAUUUUAUAUUGGCAAGUAUUUGUACGUUUAUCUCCUCUUUAUUUCCUAUGAUUUUUUUUUUUUUUUUUAACAAAAAAUGGGGAAAAAGAAUAUGGCAGUCCAGUGAAGACAGAUACAAGUGUAGGCUGAAAAAACUAGGACAUGUUCUCUGUUGUCUCAGAUCGGCCUAGGUCCUCUUUUCUAUGUAUAGUUGUAUGUAUUCCAUAUUUGGAACAUUUGUACAGUGUUUUAUUGUUAGGGGUUAGUCUCGUAGACAGUUAAGAAUUGUCUUCGGAUUUCAUUUGAAAAGUUCCAGUGAAGCAUACUACACGGGCUGUAGAUGAAGACUGUACACAAAGAGAGAUAGUGGAGUUAUCAUCGUUAUCAUCAGGUAUUAGUGUAUAAAGAGAAUUAAGGUUAAGUGCAUAUCUUUUUGUGUUAUUUUUCCCUUUUUUAAGUGUGUGUUGUGCAGUCUUAUUUUUCAAGCUAGUGUGGUUGAUGGAUUUAAACUGUCUGUUUAGAACUGCUCUUCAGUGCGGCCAAAAAGUAAGGAAUGAUGCUAUUGGCUGCACGCUAAAAUUUAACGUCCAGUUUUAGAACAGGUUGUAAAAACAUAUGUAUAUAAAAGUAGAGAAUAAGAUAGAAAAAAAAAAAAAUAGACAUAAAACUGGGCUUAAAAAAAAUUAAAUUAAUUAGUCUGUGAGUGGUUGAUUGUGAAUGUGUAUGAGUGUGUGAGGAGUGAGUUAGUGAGUGAAUUAUUGAGUGAGUUGUAAGCGUAAGAGUAUGUGUGUGUGUGUGUGCUCGUGCAGGUGUGUGUUGGUGUCUGUUAGUCUGUCUGUUUGAGGUUGAGUGAGUGACUGAAAGAAAGAGUGAAAAAAUUAUACAGUAGGUCUAGAGUGGUGGCUGCAUAUGGUUUUCAUGGCAUAAUUGGAGCUGUAUGGGAGUAUUUAGUGACUCCAGCAUUCACAUCUUUAAAAAUUUCCUUCAAUCUGUUUACUUAGGGAACAGAGUGUUUAUUGAAGAUAUAUACUCUCAGAGUCUGUUUAUAUCAGUUGGUCACUAUUUGUUCUUUGUAUUUCAUUUGUCUCCCCUCAAAGAUUAAUCUCGAGUUUUGUAGUUGCUGUUUAUUCAGUGUAAUUAAACCACUUAAAAUGCAUUAUUUUUCUGUUUUUCUUAUAUUCUUGAUUGUUCAUUAUCCUUGUCUUUUUUCUUUCAUUUUAUUAUUAAAAUAGUGUGAAGCUCAGCAUAGCUGGAGACGGUUCGUUCAUAUUUUUUUGUAAGGCAUUGCUGUCCUUUUAGAUUUGCAUAAUUUUUUUUUUUUUUCUUUUUAGUGAAAGAAUGACAUGAAGCAGGAACUCUUAUUUUUAGGAGAAUGGUUAAAAUGAAAAGCUCCUCUCUUUGUUUUCUAAACUAGAAUUUUUAAUGGUUUGACUUAUUAUGCAAGAGACUUAGGUGUGAGGUGUGUCAGUUUUAGAGCAUUAGGCAGAGUUCAGUAUUUUUGAAGACUGAGUGCUUCUCUGAAGUUGUUGGGGUGCAAAAUAUGCUGUAACUUUUCUCUGUCCAAAUUAUGAGAGUAUUUAGAUUGUGAGUUCUUAAUCCACCAUUGUAUGAAUAACAUAUUAUUAAAUUAAUUAUAUGACUUGUAGUAAAGGCCUUUGGUUUUAUGGAAUAAAGUCUUUCUUAUCUUAACAGAUUGCCAAAUUUUGUAUACUAGGCAGUUUUCUUAUACCUUUCUCUUUUUUUUUUCUUUCAAUGAAUUAUCUUUCAUGGAAUCUCAAGGAAUUUCUGUGGCUUCUUGAUAAAUCUAUAGAAUGUAUUUGUAACAGCUUUUUCUUAAAAUCUCUUCUUCUUUCAUUUCUUCGAACAUUUGUUAAUUUCCAUUCUACUCUUCUGACCUAUUGGGUUAUAAACAACACUUUUGGAAAAUUAUUGUUGUAGAAAUAUUAAAUAGAUACUGUUUUAUAUUUUC
This is a messenger RNA of Penaeus chinensis, 4919 nucleotides long. It is a transcript of the gene ClpX, whose product is annotated as ATP-dependent Clp protease ATP-binding subunit clpX-like, mitochondrial. NCBI's taxonomy places the organism in Eukaryota, Metazoa, Arthropoda, Malacostraca, Decapoda, Penaeidae. The record is from RefSeq and is a predicted model, not a curated record. The coding region runs from base 362 to 2227 and encodes 621 amino acids. Gene Ontology annotation, molecular function: zinc ion binding; ATP binding; protein dimerization activity. Gene Ontology annotation, cellular component: mitochondrial matrix. Gene Ontology annotation, biological process: protein folding; protein catabolic process; proteolysis. The transcript is spliced from 14 exons.